Molecule: messenger RNA, 2524 nt
Organism: Eupeodes corollae
Lineage: Eukaryota; Metazoa; Arthropoda; Insecta; Diptera; Syrphidae
Gene: mal
Product: molybdenum cofactor sulfurase 3
Exons: 4
Coding region: 153-2492 (779 amino acids)
Biological process (GO): Mo-molybdopterin cofactor biosynthetic process
Molecular function (GO): molybdenum ion binding; pyridoxal phosphate binding; molybdenum cofactor sulfurtransferase activity
Source: RefSeq, a predicted model, not a curated record
AAUUUCCAGAAGAGGUUGUUGUUCUGUUACUGUUGGUUCUGGCCAUUGGGAGUUAAUCGUUUUUUAAGAAUUUCACAACAAAUUUUCAAAUAACAAUUAUCUUAGCAAUUGUCACAUUCCAUUAACAACUAUAAAGAAAAUACUAACCAAAGAUGACACAGUUCAUUGAAGAAUUCACUCCAGAGGAGCUUCAAACUAUUUCGCAGGAGUUCAAACGUCUUGGGGAAAACACUUACCUCGAUCACGCCGGAACGACUCUGUAUUCAGAAAAACAAAUUGAAUACGCUGAGAAAGUUUUGAAAGAGAAUCUGUUUUGCAAUCCACACACCUGUAAGGUGACUGGUGAUCUUGUUGACCAAGUUCGGUUCAGAAUUCUCAAUCAUUUCAACACAGAUGCUAAUAAUUAUUCGGUGGUCUUCACGGCCAAUGCUACGGCAGCUUUGAAGUUGGCCGGAGAAUGUUUUAAUUUCGGCGAAGGUGGGAGGUUUUACUACUGUCAAGAAAAUCACACAUCAGUAUUGGGUAUGCGAGAAGUCGUUAGAACCAACGACUUAGUUGCCCUCACAAAAGAUGAUCUGUUGGACAACUUGAAGGGGGAUGAAAAUGUACAUUUGACAGAAGCGACAAGCAACUCGCUGGUAGUGUUCUCAGCUCAAUGCAACUUCAGUGGAUACAAACUGCCAUUAAGCCUUAUUCCAGCCAUUCAGAAAAAUGGCUUGCGAUCACAGGGAACACGAGUUCGCGGGAGCUCCUCUGGUCCCGACAACAGUAAUUUCUAUGUCUGUCUUGAUGCAGCAUCCUUUGUUGCGACGAAUUUCCUUGAUUUGAGCCAAUAUCCUGCCGAUUUUGUGUGUGUAUCAUUCUACAAGAUUUUUGGCUAUCCAACAGGUGUUGGAGCCCUGAUAGUCAGUAAACGAGGUGAAAAGCUGCUAAAGAAGUCUUACUACGGCGGUGGAACUGUACAGAUCUCAAUGACACUCGAAGAUUUCCAUGUAAAACGCAAUGGCUUCACUGAUCAUUUCGAGGAUGGAACUCUAUCAUUUCUCGGGAUCGCAAAAGUCCUCGAAGGUUUUCGUACCCAUGAGCGAUUGAUUGCCCAACGAGGUGAUCUUAAACCAAUCCAAAGAAUUUCAAAUCAUGUCUUUAACUUGGCAAAAUAUUGCUACGAUGUUUUGCGUCAAUUGAAGCAUCCUAACGGCCAGAAACUUAUUGAAUUCUAUAACCACACUGACUACAACAGUGUUCAGGAGCAGGGAGGCAUAAUAACCUUUAAUAUUCUCCAUGAUGAUGGUACUUAUGUGGGAUUUGCAGAAGUAGCGUGCAUAGCAGCUAUUUUCAAUGUCCAACUGAGGACAGGAUGCUUCUGUAAUCCUGGUGCUUGUCAGAAUCAUUUGAAACUCUCAAAUGACGUCAUUCGGAAGCAAUUCAAAGCCGGUCAUAUAUGCAGUGAUUACAAUGACCUGAUCGAUGGAAUUCCCACAGGUGCUGUCCGAAUGUCGUUUGGCUAUAUGACGCGCAAGGAUGAUGUCGACAAAGCUCUGAGGAUAAUUGCCGAUUGUUAUUUGAAAACGGACAGGGAGCGGUUGAGGUUGAUGGAGAAUUCUAAAUCAAUACCCAGGGCCCUCGAACAUAUUCCCCGACGUUUGAAGAAGACAACUUUGACCAAGAUUUGCAUAUAUCCAGUGAAGAGCUGUGGGUCCUUUGAAAUCCAUGGGAGUUGGGAGAUAACUGAACGAGGAUUCCUAUACGAUCGGAAUUGGAUGAUUGUGGAUGGCAAUGGCAUGGCAGUCACCCAAAAGACCCACAUCAGAAUGUGUUUGAUAAGGCCACGCAUCGAUAUUGAAGCUGGAGUCUUGGAACUAGCAUUUCCUGGUAUGGCAUCAAUUAGUGUGCCCCUCGAUCAUAGCACCGAAGGCAUAGCGAAGUCAGUUCAAACAUCUGUCUGUCAGAGCAAGGUUUGUGAUGACAUGGUGGAAGGCUUGGAUUGUGGAGAUGAGGCAGCAAAAUGGAUAAGUGACUGUCUGGAGUGUCCUGGCAUGCGGAUGGUGCGUCAGAAUGCAGGUAGAAAGACCAAAAAUGGUGAAGCCAAAGAACUCAAUCUUGUUAAUCAGGGACAAUUUCUUCUGUUGAAUAAAACUUCCGUCCAAUGGUUGGCUUCAAAGGUAGAGUCCGAACAAGAAGAUCUUGACAUUACCGUCGAUAGGUUUCGGGCGAACUUGAUAAUCGAAACAAAAACCCCAUUGGAGGAAAACCACUUCGAGGAAAUCACAAUUGGGAGUGUUCGAUUCAAAGUCGAUGGAUUUUGUAAACGCUGCCAAAUGGUUUGCAUUGAUCAGCAUUCCGGUCAGAAGACCAUCGAGCCUCUUCGGACAAUAGCCAAAGAGUUUAAGGGUAAAAUACAAUUCGGAAUUUAUGUGUCCUUGAUUGAUUUUAAGGAAAAUGUAUUUAUAUCAUGUCGAGAUGAUAUUCAAAUCAAAUUAAAACAAACUUAACAAUGGUUUGAUAAAAUAAAUAAUAAAAAUGA